AUGAAGCAAGCUACAUUUUCCUACUCUGAAGACGCUUCUGAGUACCUUGCCCAAUACAUCAUCAACAAAAUCAAUAAUUUUGGGCCUACUGCAUCCAAACCUUUUGUACUUGGUCUCCCAACAGGCUCUUCUCCAGAAGGUAUUUACGCUAGACUCAUUGAAGCAUACAAUACCAAGAAGAUCAGUUUCAAAAAUGUGGUAACUUUCAACAUGGAUGAAUAUCUUGGACUUUCCCCAGAAAAUGAACAAUCAUACCAUUACUUCAUGUACGACAAGUUCUUCAACCAUGUCGAUAUCCCAAGAAAGAACAUUCAUAUUCUUAAUGGUUUGACUAAGAAUGUUCAACAAGAAUGUUCCAACUACGAAGCUGAAAUCAAGAAAUUUGGUAGAAUUCAUCUCUUUUUGGGAGGAUUAGGUCCAGAGGGACACCUUGCAUUUAAUGAAGCUGGCUCCGAAAGAAGCUCUAUCACCAGAGAAGUUUUCCUUGUCGAAUCAACCAUUGAAGCUAACUCUAGAUUCUUUGGUAACGAUCGUUCCAAGGUUCCAAAGUCUGCCCUUUCAGUUGGUAUUUCCACAAUUUUGGAUAACUCUGACGAAAUUGCCAUUAUUGUUUUGGGCAAGGCAAAGGCUUAUGCUUUAGAAAAGACCAUAAAUGGUAAGAAGAAUGACCCUAGAUUCCCAUCAUCAUACUUACAAGACCAUUCAAAUGUUCUUGUUGUAUGUGACAAUGCUGCAGCUGGCCUUAAGGCAAAGUUGUAG
Molecule: messenger RNA, 759 nt
Organism: [Candida] anglica
Lineage: Eukaryota; Fungi; Ascomycota; Pichiomycetes; Serinales; Debaryomycetaceae
Source: the annotation of a GenBank genome assembly